Molecule: messenger RNA, 3696 nt
Organism: Cladocopium goreaui
Lineage: Eukaryota; Dinophyceae; Suessiales; Symbiodiniaceae
Source: the annotation of a GenBank genome assembly
AUGAGCCUGCACAAUCGGUUUUGGGCAUUGGCUGACCUUGGGGAUGGGGAUGAGAGCACUGAUGAGGAUGAUGGCAAUGACCCCUUUGAAGAUGAGAAGGGUGAGAUCUUUGGCUGUGAUGAGGAUGGGCAUCAUGAGCACUAUGAGAUCAUCUCCAAUGGCAUCUUUGACUGGGAUGCCUUGGAUGAGGCUUAUGAGCAUUUGCGCAUGGUCUUUGGUGGUGGUGGUGGUGAUGCUCCCUUUGAAGAUGGGCAUCAUGAGCACCAUGAAAUCAUCUCCAAUGGCAUCUUUGACUGGGAUGCCUUGGAUGAGGCUUAUGGCAUGAGCAUGAUGCUUGGAGAUGAGUGCACUGGCAUUGGCUGGGAUUCCCUGGAUGCUUAUGGCAUGAGCAUGAUGCUUGGAGAUGAGUGCACUGGCAUUGGCUGGGAUUCCCUGGAUGUCUAUGGCAGCAUGAGCAUGGGCCUUGGAGAUGAUGGUGAUGGGCCUAUCUCCAAAGGAAUCUGUGGCUGGGAUGCUCUGGAGGCCUAUGGUUGCAUGGAUUUUGGGUAUGGUGAGGCCUAUGGCAGCAUGAGCAUGGUGCUGGAUGAUGGUGGCACUGAUGAGAAUGGUGGUGGUGCUCCUUUUGAAGAUGGGCAUCAUGAGCACUAUGGGCCUACCAGCAAUGGCUUCUCUGGGCAGCAUGGGAAUGAUCAGCAGUGCAUUGGUGAUCUUUUUUUUGAUUGGUGUGAGUUAGAUGAGGCAUUUAAGAAGCAAAGGCAUGUGGCAUUAGCACAGAAAGUGAAGGAGUUAGUAGCAAAGAUGAGGUGGAGGAGGUCAAAGGCAUUUUGGAGUAUCAAAAAGAAGGAUGAGAAGGAGCAAAGGAUGAACAUGAGGCAGAUGCAAAGGAUGAGGAAAUCAGGCAACACCAUGAGCACCUACUUCAACUGGGAGGAGCUGGAUAAAGUAGAGGAGGAAAUGGAGAUGGGCCACAGGAAAAUGCAAACUUUGCAUUUUCCUGUGGCCCAGAUGAAGGAAACAUGCACCCCCAUGAGUGAAGAAGAGAAAUAUUUUGAGGAAGAUGAGGUGAUAGAAAGUGAGGCUGAAGCAGUAGCAGAGACAAAGGCUGAUGAGGGAAGCAAUGAGGUUAAGACAGAGGCAGCAGAAGAAUUGGAGUUGGAAGAGGAACCACAGCUGCCUCCCAAGAAAAGAGGGAAGAAGAUUGAAGAUGUGAUCAGAGUGGAAGAAGCAGAUGGAGCAGCAUGGCCUCAGCACAUCAGAGCAGCAUGUGGAAGGAAAAUCAGCAAGAAGAGGGAACUCCAGGCCAAGAAUGAGCAGGGAAGCAUCAGCAAUGAGGAGAAAAAAAAUCUGGGGAACAGCACCAAAAUGUUGAAAGGAUUGGAAGAGCCAAAGAAUCUUGAUAGAAGAGCAAGGCAUGUCAUUGAGAGCAUUGGAGCAAAGGUCAGGAGCCCCAAUCUCACAACUCAGCUAUCAGAUGUGGAGCAGCAGAUCAGAGCAGAGCUGAGUUGGAAUCAGCAUGAUUACCAGAUCUGGAGGAUUGCACAAACAAAGGAUGAGGACUAUAAGGAGCUCUUCAGCAGGCCAGAUCAGGCAAAACAGCAGAUGAGGAAGUGUGUGUUGCAUUUCUCUGAUCAGAUCCCAUUGUGGGUCAAGAAACCUAGCAACAGAGAAGUUUUUGCAGCACAUGAGGCCAAGAAAUCUGCAAAGGAUGUUACAAGCCAUAGAGAGAAGAUCAGGGAGGAACUGGAUAAGAAAGCGCAUGAGAAGGGCAUUGUAGAAACAGAAAAUCAGCAGAAGGGAGAUGAGGAAAAGGAUCAGCAGAUUGUUCCUCAUGAUGAAGGUGAGGAAUGGCACAUUCCUGAAGCAGCAGAUCGCAAAUCAUCAGGCAAGAAACAUUUGACUACAAUGAGAGAACAAAAUGUUGACAAGUAUCGCAUUACAUUCGAAGCUCAUCAGAGUGUCCUCAACUUCUUUGACCCUGAUGAGAACCCAUUAGGUGUGGUUAGCCCUGGCAUCCUGAUUGUGCCAGGACCACAUGCCUCUCUGGCAAACAUCAGUGAAACAGGAGAGUGGCUGCAGGAUGAGACCUACACCUACAUGGGACAGAAGAGAACUCAUAAGAAAGGCAACAAUGUGGGCAGGAAAAAUCAGAAGAAGCAGGAGAGCAUGAGCUUGGCUGCGAAGCAUGAGAAGGCAACCAAGAAGAAAGACAAGAAGAAUGCCAUCAAGAAUGAGGCAGUGAAGCUUCUAAAGAAAGGCAAAUCAGCACAGAAAGUUGAUGAGCCACCAGCAGGAGCUCCUCCAUUGCCACCUCCUGCAUUGCCACCUCCAGCGGAUGAGCCAGCAGCAGCCUAUGAGGUGCCAUCAGGCAAGUUCAGGAUCAUCAGUGAAUUUGCUGGUCCCAUGCUGUUUGGAAGGCAAGGACCUGCAAUGGGAGCAGGGGAAACUCAGAUACAGUUGCAUUUGGAAAGUGGUCCGAGGAAUUCCUUUGAGAGGGUGGCAUGGGUAGACAGAGCAUGGGUCAUGAGCAUCGAUGAGAGCAUCAAGCCUUCCUGGGUAUUUCCUCAGCUAUCCCUAGGCAGGCAAGCCAAGCAGCACAUUUUGCUGCAAUCAGGCACUUGCCAUGUGGAUGUUGAUGAGAUGGAUCUCCCUUGGGAUGAGGUGGAAUUGGUUCCCAAAGAUAUGGGUGCAGAUGGUUUGGAUGGCCAACACAUCAUCUAUGGGGGGUUGGUGCUAUGCUACAUGGCAUUAGAGAAGAAGCUGGAUGAGAUACAGGGCAUCAGCAUGCUCAGCCCAGCAUUGGUGUGCUCAUUGGCUGCAGACAACCCUGCUGACAAUGAGUUUGUCAGCCAUGAGCUCCUAUGCAAAUGUCUCAAGAAGAAGAUGGCUGGCAAAGAUGAUGCAUUUCUCUGCCCAUUGGCAUCUGGUGGCCAUUGGUCAUUGCUGGUGGUGGAUAAGCAUGCGGGUGAGAUCAGGUACUAUGAUUCCUUGUGUGGCUCAGAUGAUCGCAAAAAGAUUGGCACUGAGGAGGAAAUCAGCAACCUUCCAGAGAAAACUGUGGCAAUGGCAGAAAGAUUGCUGGGCAUCAUGCAAUCAUUGGGCUGCAUCAGUGAAGGCAUGCUUCACUGCCCAGCUUUGCAUAGGCAGAAUCAGAAAUCAAGACAGCCAUAUGGUAGCAACCUAUGUGGCCAAUAUCUUUUGGCAUAUGCUGAACAGGAGGUGAUGAGACAUCUGGGCCAUGGCCCUGCAGCUACUGGAUGGGCUGAACAUGCAGCCCAUGGGUGGCAUCAGCGAUUGCAGAAGCUCACACUGGCAUUGGCUGAUGAGAAGGAGAAGUACCACAAGGAUCUCCAGCAGCAGGAUGAGAAGAUCAAGGGCAAUGGUGCUAAAGCAUUCGAAGCCUUGCAGAAAACAUUGAAAGUGGCUGAGAUGAAGGUAAAGAAGGACCAGAUCCUGAAUGACAUGCAGAAGGAAGCCAUCAGAUUCCUCAAGGAAGGUGGCACCAUCCAGGAGGAUGAGCUGGGUGAGGAGUACCAGUCAGAGAUCUUGAGGAUCAGCUUGAAUGAGGUCGGGGUGUGUCCCAAAUGCAGGCAUCAGAGUGGAUGCUAUAAGUGCGACAAAUGGAAAUGCCUAAGGUAUUAUUUCAUGAGACAGGCACAUAAGCGAACAGGCAAGCCCAUUGAAAAACAAUUUCAAUGA